Messenger RNA from Phytophthora nicotianae INRA-310, 1184 nucleotides. RefSeq lists its product as hypothetical. Bases 1 to 1080 code for a protein of 359 amino acids. The transcript has a single exon. The record is from RefSeq and is a predicted model, not a curated record. NCBI's taxonomy places the organism in Eukaryota, Oomycota, Peronosporomycetes, Peronosporales, Peronosporaceae.
AUGGUUUCUGCUGCUACCGCUAACCUCAAGUCCUCCGGUAUGACCUAUCGCUUCCUCGGUAACUCCGGGUUACUCGUCUCCAAGCUCUCGCUUGGCAGCUGGAUGGACGUCAAAGACAACUACACGGCCGACGCAUGGUACAACAUGAUGAAGCUGGCUUUCGAGCACGGAGUCAACCUCUUCGACACUGCUGAGGGUUACGGCGGGGGUCUCGCUGAGAGAAAUCUGGGUGCCGCUGUCAAGAAGGGCAUCGCCGAAGGAACGUGGCACCGCGAGGAUCUCGUCAUCACCACCAAGAUCUUCUUCGGGCCGAAGCCAUAUGAAACUGUGCAUGAAUCUGGCCCCAACGAGCAGGGCUUAAGCCGCAAGCACAUCGUGGAAGGCACAAAGGCUUCUUUGAAGCUACUGGAUCAGGAGUACGUCGACGUCAUCUUUUGCCACCGUCCCGACCCGUACACUCCCAUUGAGGAGACUGUCCGAGCCAUGAACUUUGUCAUCGACCAGGACUGGGCCUUCUACUGGGGUACCAGCCAGUGGAGCGCUGCUCAGAUCAUCGAAGCGUGUGAGACCGCAGACCGUCUUGGCCUCAUCCGUCCCAUCGUGGAGCAGUCGAUCUACAGCAUCUUGGAUCGCAACAAAGUGGACUUCGAGUACGUCGACCUGUACAAGAAGUACAAACUCGGCCUCACGACCUGGUCACCUCUUGCGUAUGGCGCACUGACAGGCAAGUACAGUUCUGGUACGCCUGCGGGUUCUCGUAUGGAGGAUCCGCUGUUCAAGGCUUCCACACCGGACUUUGCGGAGCGUGUAGCCAAGGCGGACAAGCUUAAGCCGGUGGCCGAGAAGCUCGGCAUCUCUAUGGCGGAGCUGGCACUGGCCUGGUGUGUCAGUAAUGAGAAUGUGUCGACGGUCAUGAUUGGCGCCAAGACGCCGACGCAGCUGGAGCAAAACCUAAAGGCCAUCGAAGCGGUCUCGAAGAUCACGCCGGACGUGAAGGCGGAGAUCGAUGCACUGAUUCCGUUUGUGCCGGAGCUACUGAAGACAGACGGAUCUGAGGCGCUGCGUGCGCAGCACCUGUAAGCUGUCGGUCUUGCUGGCUUAGUGUUGUAGAUUUCUUUUGCAGCAACUCGUUUUUAAGCAGUAGUGUUUGUGUAAAUGAAAACAUAACACUUUGCUAUUCGCGA